Messenger RNA from Caenorhabditis briggsae, 1005 nucleotides. Gene Ontology annotation, biological process: embryo development. Bases 1 to 1005 code for a protein of 334 amino acids. The record is from RefSeq and is a predicted model, not a curated record. Lineage: Eukaryota; Metazoa; Nematoda; Chromadorea; Rhabditida; Rhabditidae. The transcript is spliced from 3 exons. Gene Ontology annotation, molecular function: protein binding.
AUGGUUUCUGUAUCAAAACUUCCGUACGUGGUUUUCAGAGAAAUCUUGGCAAACUGCAAUGCCAGCGUUCUAUCCGCACUAUCAAACACCUCUCGACAUUUCAAUAAUAAUUUGAUUAGAGAUUUGCCCCGAAACAUGUUCAAAAUUAAAAUCAGUAUACAAAUGAUGGCAAUGCUGGAAACAUCCAAGGGUGACACAUCAGAAUCCUUUUUCAUCCCAUAUCUAGACUGUGACCGUCUAGAUCUGAAAGAUAUUCUGGAAUCGGCAAUGUUUAGUUUUAGCAAUGACAGUUUGGCUAGCCUGACCGUAUCUAUCGAUGGGAUGACACGGUUCCUGAAAUGCGACAUAGAUUCGUUGAUCAUAGACUGUGGUCAUUGUAUAGGAAUGAUGCCUCAGAUUUUAGGAUGGUUGAACGAGAGACAACAAUCCAUCAAUGAACUGAUAAUCAAGUAUGAAGCAGAGAGAGACGUUGAAGAUCUUGACUACUUUCUGAAAAAUAUGAACGUCGUCGAGUCCUUCGUCAUCUACGUCGACACUUUACCUGAUGGAAUGCGACCUCUUCAUCCGAAAUUCAAAUGCGACUUUUUGAGUGUUACUGAUCAUCCAUCAAACAACUGGAUGUCCCUGAAAGACAUUUCGAAUUCGGACUGCAAACACAUUCAACUUGAUACAUCUGAAUUCACACCGACAGAAUGGAACACGUUUUUGAAGUCGUGGAAAAAUGGAAGCAAUCAAAGAAUGGAAUACAUCACUGCUAAUAUUAUUGAAAGUGAAGAUAUGAUGAUUGAGCUAACCGAUGGUCUGAAUGUAGUGGAAAGAGAAGAGUCAUUGAUUCGAACUUUUGUGUUCGUUUCAACGCCGUGCGCUUUUUUCGGAGGGCUGGAUAUAAAACGAGAGGAUGAGAAAGUUGCAUCGGUUGUAAUUGGACCAAUAAUGCAUGACAAUGAUGACGGAAAACAAAUUCGUGCACUUACAGUAGUCGUAUGGCCAGAAGGUACUAAUUAA